This is a messenger RNA of Staurois parvus, 290 nucleotides long. NCBI's taxonomy places the organism in Eukaryota, Metazoa, Chordata, Amphibia, Anura, Ranidae. The record is from the annotation of a GenBank genome assembly.
AGUGGGAGGGAUAAUGCCCCAUUAUUGGUGUCAGUGGGAGGGAUAAUGCCCCACCUUUUAUAUCAGUGGGAGAAAUAAUGCCCUUCAUAGGUGUCAGUGGUAGGAAUAGAGCCCCAUCACUGGUGUCAGUGGGAUGAAUAGUGCCCCAUCAUUGGUGUCAGAGGCAGGGAUAGUGUCCAAUUGUUUAUAUCAGUGGGAAGGAAUAGUGCAGCAUGGUUGGGAUCAGUGUAAGAAUUGGUGCCUCAUAAAUGGUGUCAUUGGGGGAAUGGAGAUAUAAUGCCUCCCAUCAU